Molecule: messenger RNA, 129 nt
Organism: Racocetra persica
Lineage: Eukaryota; Fungi; Glomeromycota; Glomeromycetes; Diversisporales; Gigasporaceae
Source: the annotation of a GenBank genome assembly
CUGUUUAUUCUAUGCAAGUCCCAGUAAAGGAAGCUUUGCUUAUACCACUCGAAAUUAUUAAACAUGAUAAAGAACAUAAUAAAUAUAUAGUUAACAGUUUAUGGCAAGCCUUUAAUUACAAUGGUGAUG